AUGAGGAGUAUGGAAGAUCUGCAUGCAGGGCUUAGAAAUGAAGCAAACCCUAUUAGUAUUGUGUUUGAUGAUGGUGUGGAAGAAGAAGAGGCGUUAGAUGUUGAUGAUAGACAGAUCUGGCUUUCAGACGAGCAAGAUCAUCAUAUUCUUGCAGAUGUCCACGACGCUUCUUCAAUGUUUUACACUGACUUCCCUCCACUCCCUGAUUUCCCUUGCAUGUCAUCAUCUUCAUCAUCCUCAUCCACUCCAUUACCACUUAAGGCCAUGUCGUCUUCGUCUUCGGCCACUUCCUCGACCUCUUCGGCUGCUUCUUGGGCUGUUCUGAAGUCAGAUGCAGAGGAAGACGUGGGGAAGAAAAAUAAUCACUGUCACCAACAAUUUCAAGGCCAGCAAGAUCAAGUGGUUGAUGAUAUUGCACCACCUCAAGCAGAGUUAAUUUCCACAGCCUCUAUGGAGAUCCCUCAGCAGCCACUUGAUAAUCACGGCCUUGAAGGUGUGGACUGUAUGGAUGUGAUGGAGACUUUUGGGUACAUGGAUCUACUAGAAAGCAACGAUUUCUUUGACCCAUCAUGUGUUUUUCAAAAUGAAAACAACCCAUUAGAGGAUUUUUGUUCGCAGGAGCAAAUGUCACAAGAACAACAUGCAAUGCAAGAACAUGACCGGUUGAUGAUGUUUCAGAGCAACCACAACAACAACGAAGAGAUCCAGCAGGAAGAGAAUCAGGAUCCAGAUGACAUGGCCUCGGUGUUCUUGGAUUGGCUUAGAACAAACAAAGAGACUGUCUCUGCUGAAGAUUUGAGGAGUGUGAAGAUCAAGAAGUCCACCAUAGAGUGUGCGGCAAAGCGCUUAGGUGGUGGAAAAGAAGCCAUGAAACAGUUGUUGAAACUUGUACUGGAAUGGGUUCAGACUAACCAUCUUCAGAAAAGGCGCUUCAAAGACUUAGCACCAACACAUUUUCCCAACCAAUACCAAGACCCUUUCCAAAACCCUAAUAAUUCUGUCACACCUGAAUCAAACCCAAACCCAAAUCCUUGUUUCACCAACCAGUCCACAUGGAUCCCAGCUCAGCCGCCUUAUGGUCCUGAGCCAACUGCUCCUCCGGCGGCUUAUCCUUCAAUGGUUGGGUAUAUGGGUACUGAUCCGUACACAAAUGGAGCUAGUUCUAAUAUCAAUGUCAAUAAUAGUCAAGUUUACACAGCUCCAGCUUCAGCUUCAGCUCCACCAGAGUAUCACAUGCUGGACUCCUCACAGUCAUGGCCAUCCUCACAGUUCACUAUGUCAGCGUCUCAUUACAACACAUUUCCAGACAAUAAUACUAUUCACCAACCUGCGCAAACUUUUGCUGGGUAUGGAAAUCAAUAUCCAUAUCAUCAAUAUUUUCAAGGGCACGGCGAGAGUACUCUGGUGAGGUUAGGUUCUUUAGCCACUAAAGAAGCGAGGAAGAAGAGGAUGGCGAGGCAAAGGCGGUUCUUGUCACACCAUAGACACCAUCACAAUCAACAUAACCAGCAAAAUCAAUGCAACCAGAACACAGAUCCGCAUGCAAGUGCAAGGCUUGGGAAUGACAAUUGCACCACGGCCACUGUAGCUCAGACCAAUCCGGCCAACUGGGUGUACUGGGCCUCUGGUGGUGGUGGUGGUGCAGCUUCAGCAUCUCCGGUGAUGCCGGCAGAGGCACCACUCGGACAUCAAGUAGAUCGGACUGCCAUGCAAGUCCAGAAUUUGCAAGGGAGAGUCGCAUCAGAUAGACGACCAGGAUGGAAACCUGAGAAGAACUUGAGGUUUCUUCUGCAGAAAGUGUUGAAGCAGAGCGAUGUUGGUAAUCUUGGAAGAAUUGUGUUGCCAAAGAAGGAAGCGGAGACUCAUCUCCCAGAAUUGGAGGCUAGAGAUGGUAUUUCUAUUGCCAUGGAAGACAUAGGAACUUCCCGUGUAUGGAACAUGCGCUAUAGGUAUUGGCCAAACAAUAAAAGCAGGAUGUAUCUGCUUGAAAACACAGGUGAUUUUGUGAGGGCCAAUGGACUCCAAGAAGGAGACUUUAUAGUCAUAUACUCAGAUGUCAAGUGUGGCAAAUAUAUGAUACGAGGAGUGAAAGUAAGGCAAGCAGGGCCAAAAUCUGAGAGCAAAAGGGCAGGAAAGUCGCAAAGAAACCAGCAUGCAACUUUAACGACUCCAGCCGGUGGUGUUAACAAUGCGUUAUCGUCACCCUUUACGUACCCACAAAAAACUGUAAAGUAA
This is a messenger RNA of Quercus robur (English oak), 2235 nucleotides long. RefSeq names its product B3 domain-containing transcription factor ABI3. Lineage: Eukaryota; Viridiplantae; Streptophyta; Magnoliopsida; Fagales; Fagaceae. The transcript has 6 exons. Gene Ontology annotation, molecular function: DNA binding; DNA-binding transcription factor activity. The record is from RefSeq and is a predicted model, not a curated record. The coding region runs from base 1 to 2235 and encodes 744 amino acids.